AUGGAACUCUACGAUGCGGAAGCCUCCUUACCUCAUAUCCCGGAUAACAUAAGCCUUUCACGUUUUAUAUUGGAAUACCGACACGAGAUACAGCCUGCUCGAGGAAAUACGCCCUGUUUGAUCGAUGACAGUACUGGAAGACAAAUUACCCUGGAAGAGUUGAGAGAGAGGACCAGUAUGCUUGCCAAUGCGCUUCACAGUGAAUUCAAUUUGGGCAACAAGGAUGUUGAUUAUCCAGUAGCUUUAUGGGCGGUUCAUAAGCUCGGAGGGAUUGUCACUUGUUCAAACCCACAGUUCACCCCCGACGAACUGAGCUACCAGCUAUCAACGGCCAAAGUUACAUUAAUGAUCGUUCACUCCACGGCGCUUGACCUCGCAGUCACCGCCGCGCGCCUAUCAGCUUUACCUUCGGACCGCAUCAUUGUCUUUGAUGACCAUCUCCCAUCGCCACCAAGGCCGAAACGUUGGACUGUUCCCGGGCUCAUUCAUCUCGGAUUGAAGGAAGACCAAGGGCCCGUCGAGCGAACUUUUAGUGCAGGAGAGGGAAAGUCGAAGAUAGCACUACUCUGCUGGUCGUCCGGAACAACCGGAAAGCCCAAGGCGGUGGCCAUAUCCCAUCAUGCUCUUAUUGCCAACAUCAUUCAGAUGGCGACCCAUAAUCAGGUGGACAGGCCACUUGUCCUCCGAGAUGGUCGGUCUUAUAGGCCCGGAGAUGUCGCUUUAGGUGUUUUGCCUUUUUAUCACGUCGCUGGUCUUGUAAUCGGUCUCCACCUGACCAUGUUUUGCGCUAUGACUCUGGUCGUCGUUUCUAAGUACGAUUUUGAUGACAUGCUGAACAGCAUUAUCAGUCACAACAUCACCCAUCUGUUUCUUGUUCCCCCCCAAGCGAUUCAGUUUUGCAAGCGGCCAGCCAUAAAGGAGCGUGACUUAGCGAUGGUUAAGUACGUGAUGAUCGGUGCUGCUCCAAUGUCUCCUGAAGUUCAAGAACAACUCUUUCACAUAUUUCCGUCAGCUCAAAUUGGCCAAGCAUACGGUCUGACUGAAAUGACAACAACUUUGGCGAUGAUAUCCCCAAAGCAAAGUUUGGGUCCACUAGGCAGUGGGGGGCAGUUACUAUCAGGCAUUCAAGCACGUGUCCUUAAAACCGACGGCACCUUCGCGAAAUUUGGUGAGCUGGGUGAAUUAUUGGUUAAAGGGCCAUCCGCGGCAAUUGGAUACUUCAAUAACGAAAAGGCUACCAGAGAAACUUUUGUAAAUGGGUGGGUUCAUACUGGUGACGAGGUCAUUAUUACACGGGAUCGGGAAGUUUUCGUCUUUGAUCGGCUGAAGGAGCUCCUCAAAGUCAGAGGAUUCCAGAUUGCGCCUGCGGAAUUGGAGGGAUGCCUUCUGGAUUUUCCAGAUAUCCUCGACGCUUGUGUCGUUGGUGUUCCACAUGAAUAUAAUGGAGAGGUACCGCUGGCCUACGUGGUUCUCGACCCUUCAGCUUCUCAGCGCAUUUCUCGUGACCCAAUUGCAGCCAGAAAAAUCGAACGAGAUAUCAUAAAGCAUGUUGCAGAGCGGAAAGUCAGUUACAAACAUCUGGAAGGCGGUGUGCGAUUUGUGGAGUCAAUUCCGAAAAAUGGAAGCGGUAAGAUUUUGAGGCGGAUUCUCCGCGAAGAUGCAGUGCAAAGAUUAGCGGUUCCUCAGAGCUUGAUCAUACCUUCAAGGGCAAAGCUUUGA
Laccaria bicolor S238N-H82 is the source of this 1719-nucleotide messenger RNA. RefSeq lists its product as uncharacterized. Gene Ontology annotation, biological process: secondary metabolic process. Gene Ontology annotation, molecular function: CoA-ligase activity. The coding region runs from base 1 to 1719 and encodes 572 amino acids. The record is from RefSeq and is a predicted model, not a curated record. The transcript is spliced from 20 exons. Lineage: Eukaryota; Fungi; Basidiomycota; Agaricomycetes; Agaricales; Hydnangiaceae.